This is a messenger RNA of Cucurbita moschata (crookneck pumpkin), 299 nucleotides long. RefSeq names its product cold and drought-regulated protein CORA-like. Lineage: Eukaryota; Viridiplantae; Streptophyta; Magnoliopsida; Cucurbitales; Cucurbitaceae. The transcript has 2 exons. The record is from RefSeq and is a predicted model, not a curated record. Bases 30 to 299 code for a protein of 89 amino acids.
CCAAAACAAAUCUCUUAUUACACACAAAAAUGAGUUCCAAGGCUUUUGUUUUCUUUGGUCUUCUUUUCGCCUUUGUUUUCCUCAUCUCUUCCGAGUUGUCCGCUAGAGACCUGGCGAAGACCUCGGAAACGGACAAUGAGGUGAGGUUGGAGAUCAAUAGCAUAGAGGAUGCCAAAUAUGAUAGAGGUUAUGGAGGCCAUGAUCAUGGUGGUUACCACGGUGGUGGUUACGGCGGCCGUGGAGGUUAUGGCCAUGGUGGCUACGGCGGCCACAAUGGUCACGGUGGCGGCCGUGGAUGA